This is a messenger RNA of Prionailurus viverrinus (fishing cat), 1464 nucleotides long. RefSeq names its product HEPACAM family member 2 (gene HEPACAM2). Lineage: Eukaryota; Metazoa; Chordata; Mammalia; Carnivora; Felidae. The transcript is spliced from 11 exons. The record is from RefSeq and is a predicted model, not a curated record. The coding region runs from base 1 to 1464 and encodes 487 amino acids.
AUGGGACAGGAUGCUUUCAUGGAGUCCUUCAGCAGCACGGUUGGGAUCUUUCAGUGCAAAAUAUACCUCCUUCUCUUAGAUAUUGUAGUAAACUGUCAGCUCUACUUCAUUUUGAGUUACCUAUCACAAAAUGCAGAAAAGGUGUGGAGAGCAGGCGCUUGCUUGGGGCUGAAAGUGACAGUGCCAUCACGCACCGUUCAUGGCAUCAGGGGUCAGGCCCUCUACCUCCCCGUGCACUAUGGAUUCCACACUCCGGCAUCAGACAUCCAGAUCAUAUGGCUGUUUGAGAGACCCCACACAAUGCCCAAAUAUUUACUGGGCUCUGUGAAUGAGUCUGUGGUUCCCGACUUGGAAUACCAACACAAGUUCACCAUGAUGCCACCCAAUGCAUCUCUGCUCAUCAACCCACUACAGUUCACUGAUGAAGGCAAUUACAUCGUGAAGGUCAACAUUCAGGGAAAUGGAACUCUCUCAGCCAGUCAGAAGAUACAAGUCACUGUUGAUGAUCCUGUCACAAAGCCAGUGGUACAGAUUCAGCCUUCCUCUGGCUCUGUGGAGUAUGUGGGGAACAUGACCCUGACAUGCCUCGUGGAAGAGGGCACCCGGGUGGCUUACCAGUGGCUAAAAAACAAAAGACCUGUCCAUACCAGCUCUACCACCUCCUUUUCUCUCCAAAACAACACCCUUCAUAUUGCUCCAGUGACCAAAGAAGACAUCGGGAAUUACACUUGCCUGGUGAAGAAUCCUGUCAGUGAGAUGGAAAGUGACAUCAUUAUGCCUACCAUAUAUUAUGGACCUUAUGGACUUCAAGUUAAUUCUGACAAAGGGCUAAAAGUAGGGGAAGUGUUUACUGUUGACACUGGAGAAGCCAUCUUGUUUUACUGUUCUGCUGAUUCUUACCCCCCCAACACCUACUCCUGGAUCCGGAGGACUGACAAUACAACAUAUGUCAUCAAGCAUGGACCUCGCUUGGAAGUUACAUCUGAGAAAGUAGCCCAGAAGCCAACUGAUUAUGUGUGCUGUGCUUACAACAAUGUAACUGGACGGCGAGAUGAAGCUCAUUUCACAGUCAUCAUCACUUCUGUAGGACUCGAGAAGCUUGCACAAAAGGGGAAAUCAUUGUCCCCUUUAGCAAGUAUAACCGGAAUAUCACUCUUUUUAAUUAUAUCCAUGUGUCUUCUCUUCCUAUGGAAAAAAUAUCAACCCUAUAAAGUUAUAAAACAGAAGCUAGAAGGCAGACCAGAAACAGAAUACAGGAAAGCUCAAACAUUUUCAGGCCAUGAAGAUGCUCUGGAAGACUUCGGAAUAUAUGAAUUUGUUGCUUUUCCAGAUGCUGCUGGUGUUCUCAGGAUGCCAAGCAGGUCUGUUCCAGCCUCUGAUGGUGUAUCAGGACAAGAUUUGAACAGUACCAUUUACGAAGUCAUUCAGCACAUCCCUGCCCAACAGCACAACUGUCCAGAGUAA